Gekko japonicus is the source of this 2325-nucleotide messenger RNA. Its product is annotated as small conductance calcium-activated potassium channel protein 2-like. The transcript has 8 exons. Gene Ontology annotation, cellular component: neuronal cell body; neuron projection; plasma membrane. Lineage: Eukaryota; Metazoa; Chordata; Lepidosauria; Squamata; Gekkonidae. Gene Ontology annotation, molecular function: calmodulin binding; small conductance calcium-activated potassium channel activity. The coding region runs from base 1 to 2313 and encodes 770 amino acids. Gene Ontology annotation, biological process: potassium ion transmembrane transport. The record is from RefSeq and is a predicted model, not a curated record.
AUGCCCGUUGUUUUGGUACGCCCGACCAAUCGGACUUGCCGCCUGGAUUCUACGGGAGCCGGGAUGGGCCCGUCGUGGCGGCAACAGGACUCCCCUCUGCCGCCCAGAACGCAUUGCGCAGGGUGCACCAGCGCCUGGUCCUCCUGCAGCUUUAACAGCUCUGACAUGGAAACACCAUUGCAGUUCCAGCCGGGCUUCUGCUCAGAGCAGCAGCAGCAGCAGCAGCAGCAGCAGCGCCCACACCCGCAUUACCAGCCCCAGCCAGCCAGCCAAGAGAAGUCGGCGGCUCAGCAGCAGCAGCAGUCCAGUCCAUGCCUCCAGUGCAACCACUGCGCCUUUUACGAGGCUGCGGCUGCCGCGGGCGAUAACCUGCCGCUGCUGCUUCGCACUUCGUCGCCUCUGGCAGGUGCUUUCCGGACUCGCUCCUCGCCGCUCUCGUGCUCAGCAGCCUCCUCCCGCCAGGGCAGCCAGCUCAACGUGAGCGAGCUGACCCCGUCCAGCCAUGCCAGCUCGUCCCGGCAGCCCCCCCACUACGCCCAGUCCCACCACUCCCAGCAGUACCACCAGUGCCAUAGCCAGCAGCCUCAGCAGCAGCAGCAGCAGCAGCAGGCGGGCACCACCCACAGCAGCAACGGCGGAGGCAGUCACCACCACCACCACCACCACCACCACCACCACCCCUCGUGCCAGCAGCAGCGCCGGGAGAGCAACCCCUUCACGGAAAUAGCCAUGAGCAGCUGCAGGUACAACGGCGGCGUCAUGCGCCCUCUCAGCAACCUGAGCUCGUCCCGCAGGAACCUCCACGAGCUCGACUCCGAGUCCCAGCCGCUCCAGCCCCAGCCCCAGCCCCAGCCCCAGCCGCCGCACUCCAGUCCCAGCGUCUCGCUGGCUGCCUCGGCUGCCGCCGCCGGCCCGGAGAUCGUGGUCUCCAAGCCCGAGCACAACAACUCCAACAACUUGGCGCUCUACGGCACCGGCGGCGGCGGCGGCGGCGGCAGCGGAGGGGGCGGCGGCGGCGGCAGCCAGACCAACAACGGCAGCAAGUCCAGCAAGAAGAAGGAAUCGCUGUAUUCAUUAGCCCUAAAAUGCCUUAUUAGCCUCUCUACAAUCAUUCUGCUUGGUCUGAUUAUUGUAUACCACGCAAGAGAAAUUCAGUUGUUUAUGGUGGACAAUGGAGCUGAUGACUGGAGAAUAGCCAUGACUUAUGAGCGCAUUUUCUUUAUCUGCUUGGAAAUUUUGGUGUGUGCUAUACAUCCUAUCCCUGGCAACUAUACAUUCACAUGGACAGCCCGGCUUGCCUUCUCCUAUACCCCAUCUACGGCAAUAGCUGAUGUGGAUAUUAUUUUAUCCAUACCCAUGUUCUUAAGACUAUAUCUUAUUGCCAGAGUUAUGCUUUUGCAUAGCAAACUUUUCACUGAUGCCUCAUCCAGAAGCAUUGGAGCACUAAAUAAGAUAAACUUCAAUACUCGUUUUGUUAUGAAGACUCUAAUGACAAUAUGUCCAGGAACUGUACUUUUGGUUUUUAGUAUCUCCUUAUGGAUAAUUGCUGCAUGGACUGUCAGAGCUUGUGAAAGGUAUCACGAUCAACAGGAUGUUACUAGCAACUUCCUUGGAGCAAUGUGGUUGAUUUCAAUAACUUUUCUUUCAAUUGGAUAUGGUGAUAUGGUACCUAAUACGUACUGUGGGAAGGGAGUCUGCUUGCUUACUGGAAUAAUGGGUGCUGGGUGCACUGCACUGGUGGUAGCUGUGGUUGCAAGGAAAUUAGAACUUACCAAAGCUGAAAAACAUGUGCAUAAUUUCAUGAUGGAUACCCAGCUAACUAAAAGAGUGAAAAAUGCAGCUGCCAAUGUACUCAGGGAAACAUGGUUAAUUUAUAAAAAUACAAAGCUGGUAAAAAAGAUAGACCAUGCAAAAGUAAGGAAACAUCAGCGGAAAUUCUUGCAAGCUAUUCACCAAUUAAGAAGUGUUAAAAUGGAACAGAGAAAACUGAAUGAUCAGGCAAACACUUUGGUGGACUUGGCAAAGACACAAAACAUCAUGUAUGAUAUGAUUUCUGACUUAAAUGAAAGAAGCGAAGACUUUGAGAAGAGGAUUGUUACUCUGGAAACAAAACUGGAAACAUUAAUUGGUAGCAUUCAAGCUCUCCCAGGACUGAUUAGCCAGACAAUCAGCCAGCAGCAAAGGGAUUUCCUUGAAGCUCAGAUGCAAAACUAUGACAAGCAUAUGACCUACAGUGCGGAGCGAUCCAGGUCCUUGUCCAGGAGAAGGAGGUCCUCCUCUACAGCACCACCCACUUCAUCAGAGAGUAGCUAGAAGAGACUAAGU